Messenger RNA from Malaya genurostris, 3450 nucleotides. RefSeq names its product zinc finger and SCAN domain-containing protein 10-like. Lineage: Eukaryota; Metazoa; Arthropoda; Insecta; Diptera; Culicidae. Gene Ontology annotation, biological process: regulation of transcription by RNA polymerase II. Gene Ontology annotation, molecular function: RNA polymerase II cis-regulatory region sequence-specific DNA binding; zinc ion binding; DNA-binding transcription factor activity. Bases 304 to 2187 code for a protein of 627 amino acids. The transcript has 6 exons. The record is from RefSeq and is a predicted model, not a curated record. Gene Ontology annotation, cellular component: nucleus.
CAAGUGAGAAAGCGAGACCGAGAGCGAGCGAGUGAGUGAGCGAGAGUGAAAGAUAGGUAUCUGUCUUCGUGGAAGCAACUUUGAGUGGAGUCGAAUCGGGAGCGAAAAAAAAACCUUAGCAGUUGAAGAAAAGUGUACUUCUUGGUCGGAAAUUGACCAAAAUAUAGUGUAAUUUUAAAUAAUUGUGCCUACGAAAAGUGCCAGCGGGAAGAUCCUGCGGAUAGGGAUUAGUGGAAUGUUGAUUUCGUUGCGAUUUUGAACUGUCAUCGUUGUACUAGAGAGCAGUAUCUGCAGAAGCGCUGCAUGUAUUGCAGGGGCAAAAAAAUGGAACAAGCAAACGUUGAAAGUCGCUGCCGUCUGUGCUUCUCGGUGGAGGAUCUUACCUGCUCCCUCUUCCCACCCGAAGGAGAACCCAGCCGGGAAGUGAUCGACAUGAUACUGGAGUGCACUUCUAUACGGAUAACCUUGGAGGAAGACUACCCCGCGAAAGUGUGCGAAAAGUGCUUGGAGACGUUAGACAAGUUUUACCACUAUCGGCAGCGUUGUCUGCAGAAUGAUAAAAUACUGAAAUCUCAACGAAACACAUUCAAUAGCCGAACGAAAUUGGUUCAAGUAAAACAGGAACAGCUGGACGAGCAGGAGAACGAUGUACGCCUCUCGCCCGCCGAGGAACAACCUGGGCAACCCGUCAAACAAGAAGAUCCCGGAGGUUAUUCGUCUAUCUUGAGAAGUAUUCUGCUGCAAAGUCGCGAACCGGGUCGGGCCGGAUCGACAGCAUCAGUAGAGCAAGAACUGGAACAGGACAAUACAGGGCCACCUCACCCGCAACCUAAGGCGGAACAAAACGAUAAUCUAGCCGAUGAACGUGAAACUGCUCCCUCUUCGCUUCUGCAGCAGAUGCUCCUGCAGCAGGGCUACUCACCGCGAGAAAUUCAAUCUCCGGUCACUCAUCAGGGACCCACCAAUCCGGAACCAACGUCUUCUCUGUUGAAACGUAUGCUGCUCGAAGGUGGCGCCAAUCACGACUGUCCGUCACCGUUGGAAGGUCUCAGCACACUGAAUCACAAACAGGAACCGGAUCCCACGCCACCACCACCGCCGCCGCCGACCAAUCAUCAUCAGCACGACGAAAAUCACAACGAAGAACAUUCCGAGACGCCACUAGCGUCACAGUUGCGUGCGAUUCUACUGCAGCAUCGUGCUGCGGCUGCCGCAGCAAUGGCAGCUGCUUCCUCCGGAGCCGGUGGUGGUAGCAGCACGGCCACAGUCUCGACGGUAACGGCAGGUUCGGCGACGGUAACCGAUGAACUACUAAAGUCAACCGGCGGUUCAACGGAGAAACCGGAAGUUUCCUAUUUGAGAAGUUUAUUCCUGCGCAACGAUUCCGAAGGAAACGAGGACAGCGAUAGCGAUGCGGGCGAUAGGCCAACCGGGGAGAUGCUAUUCAGCAUGUUCCAACAACUGCGCGCUCGAAAUGAGCUACCCAACUCCGACGAUACGGACGACUCGGAGGAUCGUGCCUUCGAUUACCGGAUUCCGAGUGUACGACGGCGCAGCUCGGAAUCCACUACGGACUCUCGCAAGCGCCGUCGGAUGGACUUCAACUGUUUGUUGUGUGGACGAUUGUUUCUGAAUCGGUCCAAACUGGUGCUCCACAUGCGAACGCACGUUGCUCCGACGGAGCCUACACCUCCCCGGCAGUCACCAUCUCAAGCACCGCCGGUAACUCCGAAUUCGACGGCAACUUCAGCCGCGUCCAUUGUGGCAGUCACAGCCGCGGCUGCUGCCGUUCCUGGUGCCAACAACACAGAGGACGACGAGGAAAGUCGUCAGAUCGAACUGCUCGAACGGCGCUCGUAUGCGUGCUACAUUUGCGGGGCCGAUCAGAACAAUCUGCAACAGCUCAAGGAACACUUACUACUCGCCCACCAGGAUCGCAUCCGUAGUCGGGGUCGGGCCAAGGAACGACCGAAACCGUUAAUCAGCUGCAACUUUUGCAGUCGCCAAUUCAGGAGUCAAUUUGCCUACGGGGAACACCUGAGAACACACACCGGCGAGCGGCCAUUUCCUUGCGAUCAGUGUGAUAAGCGAUUUCCGAGGCGCUUCCAACUGCUAGGUCAUCUGUACAACGUGCACAAGCAGUCCUGGGUGGCGGACGAGUCCAAGGCAAAGUUUGUGAAGAAAUAGAAUUGAACUCGAUUUAAUGCCGAAUGCAGACGGCAAUGACACAGGAACACACUCCGAACCUGCAUCGGUGGGGGUGUUUAGAUUGUUAGGAACCCUUUCGUUUUAAUUAUAUUUUUUUAAUUUUUUGAUACAUUUAUAACAUACGAAAAUUAUACCUUUUAUUAUCUGUUGAGAAGUAUAGCAUACAAUUUUAUACUGAACAGUUGUGACGGUCUUGUAGUAUACUGAUCCCUUUUUUUUUAAUCUAAGUCCCAGGAAACGCUAUUCAGAAGACAAGAUGUUGGCGCUAGCCGGGACCCUACGUUGUGUUUAAUUAAAUCCUCACCAGGAUAUUUCAGCGAAGCGACGGCAGCUAUUUGUCGGUCGACCUUACUUGCAUUCGCACUGCAGUACACCGGUAGCGAACAGCAAUGCAACUAACGGGUUCUGCAAACAGCCACAGCGGUCACCAAAGCAGCCAAAGGAGCAGAAGACGAACAGCCACAAACAAACAGCUGCACUGAUAAAACUCACAACUGGAUGAACCUUGGCGGACUCUUGCCAAUAAAAAAAAAACUACACUAUUUUAACGUUUGAGUCACUUUAUUCACUGACUAUUGCUAGUGUAUUUCACUUCUGCUGUUCGAUACACUUCGGACUUUAUGAUAGAUCAAAAACGGUCCGAUUCUAAUGCAGGUUUAUUUGAGACUGACUGGUCUGAUGAUUGUGAACAGAGCGAGAAGAUAAAAUGAAAAACUGAGUUGCCAGAAGGGCCUGAGAAACUGACAUAAUUCUAUGAACGGUAGCACCAACUAUCUGCAGAAGGCAGUGUUGGUAAACAGUGUCGCCAGUAAAACUAGUGCGACGCAACACAAGAAGAUCCCAGUCCGAUACCGGUAAAACAAAUCUGCAACAGCGUUCAGUGAUGGAGAAAUGUUUACAGUUGGUGUUCAAGUUUAGAACUAGGUCCAAUAACUUCAAAAGCUGCGAAAUGUGUUGAAUAAUUGGAUACAAUCCAUACCUGACAUACAGCGUACAGAACGUCUUUUUACGAAUCAACCAAAACAUCGAUCAGUUCCUUGAAUGCGCAAGAUGGACCAAAUUCGUUGAUGUCUUUAGCCUUAAUGAAUCCAGCCACAAAAAUAUUACAUAAUUUUGCUAAAAAAUGAGCAGGAAUGAUUGGAAACGUAUAGUAUAAUCCACACACUUUAUGAGUUCCCGAGUGGGCGCCGAUUGCAUCAUUCAAUUCUGCUUCGUCUGAGAAUAAAAAGUAUGGAACAACAA